Aspergillus pseudotamarii is the source of this 2223-nucleotide messenger RNA. RefSeq names its product putative transcription initiation factor TFIID subunit. Gene Ontology annotation, cellular component: transcription factor TFIID complex. Lineage: Eukaryota; Fungi; Ascomycota; Eurotiomycetes; Eurotiales; Aspergillaceae. The transcript is spliced from 5 exons. Gene Ontology annotation, molecular function: RNA polymerase II general transcription initiation factor activity; protein binding. The record is from RefSeq and is a predicted model, not a curated record. Bases 1 to 2223 code for a protein of 740 amino acids. Gene Ontology annotation, biological process: transcription initiation at RNA polymerase II promoter.
AUGUCUGCUCCAGGCGGGGCCCCGAGCCCUGCGCCCCGAAGUGGAAGCAUGGGGCCCGGUGGUGGAAUGUCAAUGCCUCCUCAACAGUCAAUGGGUGCAACUACCCCAGUUGCGCCGACGCCGGGUCCUCCUCCACCUCCUCCCAGUGGCGCGAUGUCCCAGCAGAAUUUGAAUCAGAUAGUCAUUGACUACUUGGCCAAGAAGGGCUAUAGUCGUACUGAGGCCAUGCUCCGCAUGGAAUCGGCAAAUCAAGAGAUAGAUGGUCGCCCUUUACCUCCUCUUGGAGAAGAUGCACGUCCCAAGUACAGACUUGGUUUCGACCUGCUCAAAGUCUGGGUUGAAGACAAUCUGGAUUUAUAUAAGCCGGAGCUUAGACGCGUUCUUUGGCCGCUCUUUGUUUAUUCUUUCCUCAAUAUGGUCACAUCUUUCUAUCCUCAAGAUGCGAAACAAUUCUUCGAUAUUAACAAGAACCUUUUUCUGCCUGAACACACUGAAGAUGUCCGCGCUUUGGAGCCAAUCGCUCUUCCGGAGCAUGUUCAAGACAAUUCGACUGCGAAGCUCUAUCGUGGGAACAAAUAUCGCAUUGUUCUAAGCAACCCGGCGUUCUCGAACCUUAUGCAAUUCCUCGAGAGCAAGCAAAAGGAGGGUGGUUCCGUCAUGUCUGCCAUUCUGAGCAGCUACUGCACUAUUAUAACCAAGGAACGUGCCGUCGACGACAGGUUCAGCUUCGCCGCCAUGCUGGGGCAAGCUGGCGCGGGCCAGACGUUCCCUACUGAAGAUGAGGGUAUACCUGGGCAUCACCCUGGCUCUGCCUAUACAGGUGAUAACCCCGCCAUGGCUGGAACAUUGCCCAGGCUCAGACUCGGAAAGCUCCCAAUGGAGCAGACCCUCGAAGCCGAUGUGAGAGGCGAGCUUGCGGAUGAAGACGUCAAAAACCCACCGGCCCCAGGCCAGAAUACUCUCCUGCAAGAGUUUGAUCAGAUGAUCAAAAAGGAGGAGGACGAUGAAGCUCCUACUCGCGCUGAUAUUCCUUAUCCACCAUCAACUGCUCGUGACGUUGCCAUGGAGGUUCAGAAGGUUAAAGAGAACCGCGAUAGAUUUCGGAUCGAAGGAAGAACCGGUGGUGUUGGGCCGGCUGUCAGUGUUUGCAUGUUUACUUUCCACAAUACUUAUGACGGUAUUAACUGCCUUGACUUUUCCGAUGACAAUAUGCUCGUUGCAGCUGGUAUGCAAGAGUCAUAUAUUCGGGUCUGGAGUUUGGAUGGAAAGCGGAUCCCAUCGACCUACGAGAGUGUGGACGAUACACAACCAUCGAAUUCUCGCCGCCUGGUUGGGCAUUCGGGGCCAGUGUAUGCUGUGGCAUUCGCUCCGUCUAUAACACGUACGGAGAAUGCCAUAGCACCGACGAAUGCUCGCUGGCUUCUCUCGUCUUCAGCAGACAAGACAAUCAGGCUUUGGUCGUUGGAUCUAUGGCAGUGCAUGGUCGUCUAUAAGGGACAUGAUCAACCCGUCUGGGACCUUCAGUGGGGUCCCUAUGGCCACUACUUCGCCACCGGAGGCCAUGACAAAACUGCUCGUCUCUGGGUAACGGACCAUAUCCGCCAGCAACGUAUUUUUGUUGGACACGACCAAGAUGUCGACUGUAUUUGCUUCCACCCGAACUCGGCCUAUGUCUUCACUGGAAGCUCAGACCAUACGGUACGCAUGUGGGCUGUGACUACGGGAAAUGCUGUCCGUAUGUUCACCGGCCACACCGGUAACAUCACGGCAUUGGCAUGCAGCCGAGACGGCAGGCUCCUUGCUUCCGCAGAUGACCACGGAUCCAUCCUUCUGUGGGAUCUCGCACCCGGAAGGCUCUUGAAGCGCAUGCGUGGCCAUGGAAAGGGCGGUAUCUGGUCUUUAAGCUGGAGCGUGGAGUCGACCGUUUUAGUGUCCGGUGGCGCUGACGGGACCGUCCGCGUAUGGGAUGUCACAGGCCCCGCACAAGACUCAACACAAGGACGUGUAGUUGGAGAAGGCGGCGCAGGAACCAAGGUCGAUGGAGGCAAUGCUCCCGCCUCCGGCACCCAGGCUUCAAGCUCAGUUGCUCCCAAGAAGAAAGGUAAAGACGUGGUCGUCUCUCCGGACCAAAUCAGUGCCUUCCCAACUAAGAAGAGCCCUGUCUAUAAGGUGAAAUUCACCAACAUGAAUCUGAUCAUUGCUGGAGGCGCUUAUCUUCCUUAA